This is a messenger RNA of Podospora anserina S mat+, 342 nucleotides long. RefSeq lists its product as uncharacterized. The coding region runs from base 1 to 342 and encodes 113 amino acids. Gene Ontology annotation, molecular function: carbon-carbon lyase activity; pyridoxal phosphate binding. The transcript has a single exon. Gene Ontology annotation, biological process: carboxylic acid metabolic process. Lineage: Eukaryota; Fungi; Ascomycota; Sordariomycetes; Sordariales; Podosporaceae. The record is from RefSeq and is a predicted model, not a curated record.
AUGGAUACCAACGACCUUCGAAAGCGCCUGAAGGAAUGUGUUGACGCCAAGAUCCCAAUCUAUGGCGUGGUAGCCAUCAUCGGCUCUACUGAGCACGGUGCCUGCGACCCCGUGGCUGAGAUUGUCAAGAUUCGUGACGAGUUUGAAAGGAACGAAGGCGUCUCCUUCGCCAUUCACUGCGAUGCCGCCUGGGGAGGCUAUUUUGCUGCCACGCUCAGGGAGCGGGGGGACCAAGACGGUUUCCUUCCGUAUGUACCCGCUAUGCCCUUGCAGCCAUAUACUGUGAAGCAGCUUCGGAACCUCCGCCACGCCGAGAGCAUCACUAUCGACCCGCACAAGUGA